AUGAUUCAAAUGAAAAUAGUAGGCCCAGUGAAAUCAACAACUAAUUUUCUCAGUGAACACAACAACAACGUGGCGCACACGGUUCAUUGCAUACGGAAAACAGCCGUGUUGCAUAUUACGCCGCGUGUGCUUUGCGCGUUGAAAACCCCUGCACGCACAGAAGGCUUUUCGAGACUAAAGCACCGAUUCUGCGAACCUGCGGCUCAGCAUUCCGAUGCAGAUUCCGGCAGUGGCAGAGCAGGAGCAGCGCUGCGGCAGAAGGACGAAGUACGAGGGAAGAGCGUGAAGAAGAUGCAGGAGAGCACACCAUCGCUGAUGUCAUGAGCAUGUCUUCUUUCGCCGAAGAAGAAUCUGUGGGCCAAGUCAGUCAAGCGGCCAUGUAGUAAGCCCAACAUAUUGUCGCAGGGCAGCAUUCUGAUGCUGCUGAUGCUGACGAUAUCAAGGACGAAGUUAAGCACUUCGUGACAGAAUCAAGAGUUCAAGCCACGUUCGUGGCCAGCUCUUCGCUCUUUUGUGGCUUUGUAGCUGACAUUCUCUUCGACACUUUUCUAGUUUCUGGGUCAUUUAGGCGAGACAGGUUACAAGGCAGUUAAGUGCUCAAAUAACCCA
Molecule: messenger RNA, 609 nt
Organism: Drosophila sechellia
Lineage: Eukaryota; Metazoa; Arthropoda; Insecta; Diptera; Drosophilidae
Exons: 2
Coding region: 1-324 (107 amino acids)
Source: RefSeq, a predicted model, not a curated record